UUAAAUUGCACCAAACAGGGAAUUUCUUCGAGUCUGGCUAUGUCCCGAGCUCCUCUACAAAUGGCGGCUGUCCUGGAAUGGGCACUUGGGCAACGCAGCCAGCAGCAUUUCUCCGCACAAAAAUCGCCAGCAGUAAGGUCAGCAGCUGGAGAUAAGAGCUCGCUAUCGUUUUGCAGGCGGAGAAUCAGCAUUGCGAUUUGCAUCGCGACUCUGGCACCGAGGAUUGAGGUAGCGUUUGCUCGGGGAAGGAACAAAAAGGUGAUUCCCAUCGAAGACUACAAAACCGCUGCUGACGGUCUAAAGUAUUACGACGUUCUCGAAGGCAACGGUCCUGUUGCUGUCAAAGGCGAGACUGUAGUAGUUCACUUUGAUUGCUUGUACCGUGGAAUAGACGCCGUCUCUAGUCGAGAAGCAAAACUCCUGGGUGGGAAUCGAAUUAUAGCUCAGCCUUACGAGCUUAUCGUAGGAUCUGUUCCCGGCAGAGAACGAAAGCGAGAGUUUGUAGACAAUGCCAAUGGCCUCUUCUCGGCCCAGGCCUCGCCAAAGCCGCCUCCCGCGCUCUACACAGUCGUCGAAGGCAUGCGUGUCGGAGGCAAGAGAACUGUGAUCGUCACCCCUGAUGUCGGCUAUGGAGAUAGAGGGAUGAACGAAAUUCCUCCAAAAGCUACAUUUGACAUGAGCGUAGAGUUGCUGGAGCUGAAAAAGUAGGCGCUACAAAUAAGUCAACCAAGGAAGUAUUCUAAAGCAUGUACGUUCACAAGUAACGAUCAAGGUAGGCGUCCACAGUC
Messenger RNA from Selaginella moellendorffii, 788 nucleotides. RefSeq names its product peptidyl-prolyl cis-trans isomerase FKBP18, chloroplastic. Bases 40 to 708 code for a protein of 222 amino acids. The record is from RefSeq and is a predicted model, not a curated record. Gene Ontology annotation, molecular function: peptidyl-prolyl cis-trans isomerase activity. The transcript has 6 exons. Gene Ontology annotation, cellular component: chloroplast thylakoid lumen. NCBI's taxonomy places the organism in Eukaryota, Viridiplantae, Streptophyta, Lycopodiopsida, Selaginellales, Selaginellaceae.